Messenger RNA from Poeciliopsis prolifica (blackstripe livebearer), 5079 nucleotides. RefSeq names its product TLE family member 2, transcriptional corepressor b (gene tle2b). The coding region runs from base 799 to 3117 and encodes 772 amino acids. The transcript has 20 exons. The record is from RefSeq and is a predicted model, not a curated record. Gene Ontology annotation, molecular function: transcription corepressor activity; protein binding. Gene Ontology annotation, biological process: negative regulation of canonical Wnt signaling pathway; regulation of DNA-templated transcription. NCBI's taxonomy places the organism in Eukaryota, Metazoa, Chordata, Actinopteri, Cyprinodontiformes, Poeciliidae. Gene Ontology annotation, cellular component: transcription regulator complex; nucleus.
GCCCGCUGGAUCCUCCACUGACCUGCUGUUCUUUCCUGCUUUCCUCUUGCGUUUUUUUUUUUUUUUUCCACAUUUAGAUUAAAAACAAAGCUCUCACUCUCUCCUCCCUACCCCAAACCUCCUCCUCCUCCUCCUCCUUCCUCUCCUUAUUUCUGCUGCAGCAGUCAAGGCUUUAGUGUGUCAGAGAGACAGGGUGAAGAGGAGGGAAAAAUAAGAGAAGGGGACUAUUUGGUUCAGCUGAGUGUUUAUGUUUGUAUGUUUUGCCAUUGGACUGCUGGGUGAAAGGGCACAAGGACAAGCCACAAGAAGAGAGGGAAGGGGAGGAGAAGUAUAAGAGAAGAGCUUGCAUAGACUGAAUUCUCUCUCUCAUGUCAGAGCGUGUGGACCUGAUCACAAGCUGAGAGAAAAGGGGGACAGACACUGUAAGGCAGACGAGGAGGAGAGGAAGAGGAGGAGAAACUGUGACUUGGGUUUCACGAGGGGAAGGCGAAGGAGGAAGAAGGAGGCAAAGUCUGGCGCUCCGUUUUAUCAUGACCCCGUUGGAUGAACGAGCCGACGGAGCGAGGGUUCUUCUGCUGAGUGUCAGUGGGAAUUUGCGUUAGAAGAUAAGGACAGAGAGCAACAAGGACGAGAUAACCCAGCGAAGGAGCAGAGACAGUCCUCCCUGAGUGUUUGAGAGUCUGGGUUUGUGUGUGACUGCGAGUGGGUUGGUGUAACCAGGUGGAGGGCAGAGGACUGGAGGGCCAGGGGAGUAACCUGGCCAUCAAACGGACUGGAAGCCUCUCCUCUCCUGGGAUCAUGUACCCUCAGGGCAGGCAUCCGGUCCCCUUGCAGCCUGGCCAGUCUUUCAAGUUCACAGUCCUGGAAACUCUGGACAGAAUCAAGGAGGAAUUCCAGUUCCUCCAGGCUCAGUAUCACAGCCUGAAGCUGGAAUGUGAGAAGCUGGCCAGUGAGAAGACGGAGAUGCAGAGGCACUACAUCAUGUACUACGAAAUGUCCUACGGUCUCAACAUUGAGAUGCACAAACAGGCAGAAAUCGUCAAGCGUCUCAGUGCCAUCUGUGCUCAGAUCAUCCCUUUCCUCUCUCAGGAGCACCAGCAGCAGGUGGUCCAAGCAGUGGAGAGGGCGAAGCAGGUCACCAUGGCUGAACUAAACGCCAUUAUUGGGCAGCAGCAGCUCCAGCACCUGUCUCACCACGCCCCCGGCAUCCCUCUGACACCGCACCCAUCAGGCUUGUCCCUCGGUGCGGGGAGCUCCGGGCUUUUGGCUUUGACCGGCGCUCUGGGGGUCUCCGCCCACCUCGCCUCCAAAGACGAGCGAAACCAUCUUGAUCCAGAACACCUUCGAGAGGGAGCCCCCAGCAGGAGUAAGUCGGUGUCGUCAACAGACAGCCAGCCCACUGAGGAGCGCCAAGGACCCUCAGGAGGAUACUCUGCCUUGCAGGGAGGGGCUGAGGCCAAGAGGAGGCGCUGUGAUGAUAAAGAGCCCCUCCCUCCCCACUCCUAUGACAGUGAUGGAGACAAAAGCGAAGACAAUCUUGUGGUGGACGUCUCCAAUGAGGAGGCCAACUCUCCCACCGGCAGCCCGCCUCACUCCCCCCAUGGGAACGGACUGGACCGGGCGCCGACUCUGAGGAAAGAGCUGCCUGGUUCAUCGAGUGCAGGAGAGGCGCCUUCCACACCAAACCCCCGCAGCCCAACCCCAGGGAAGGCCAAGGACCCUGCACAGAUGGACAAGUCCCAGUCUCCACUGUCCAAGUCUGGCACUCCGUCCCCAUCCCAUCGUGAGGCUCUGACCCCGGGAUCAACCGGAGCGCCUGGAGCUCCAGGCCCCAGCACCUCCUGCCUUCGUCUGGUCAGCAAAGCUGCAACAAGUGCAGACCCACUUGCUCUCCGCAGCCCCAUGUCUGUGCCCCCCGGUUCAUACCCGGCUCAUUUUGGCGUGGUGUCCCACGCAGGGCUGAACGGGGAGCUGGCCAGCCCGGGGGGAUUCGGAGGAGCUCUGACUCUCUCUCCACAGAUCAGCGCCGCAGCCAGCGCCUACUCCCGCAGCCCCAUGGUGGCGUACGACUCUCGGUCUCACCUAAGGGCUCCUGGCCUGUCCUCCUCUCUCCCUGGUUCCUCUGGUGGAAAACCCGCCUACUCGUUCCAUGUGAGCGCCGACGGCCAGAUGCAGCCGGUGCCGUUCCCACCCGACGCCCUGCUGGGCCCGGGCAUCCCGCGUCAUGCCCGUCAGAUCCACACGCUGAGCCACGGGGAGGUGGUGUGCGCCGUCACAAUCAGCACCUCCACACGCCACGUCUACACCGGGGGCAAAGGCUGCGUCAAGGUGUGGGACAUCAGCCAGCCGGGAAGCAAGAGCCCCAUGGCCCAGCUGGACUGUCUGAACAGAGAUAACUACAUCCGUUCCUGUAAAAUCCUCCCUGACGGUCGGACCCUGAUCGUUGGAGGCGAGGCCAGCACGCUGUCCAUCUGGGAUCUGGCCACGCCGACUCCCCGCAUCAAGGCGGAGCUGACGUCGUCCGCCCCGGCCUGCUACGCCCUGGCCAUCUCCCCCGACAACAAGGUCUGCUUCUCCUGCUGCAGCGACGGCAACAUCGUCGUCUGGGACCUGCACAACCAGACGCUGGUCAGGCAGUUCCAGGGCCACACGGACGGAGCGAGCUGCAUCGACAUCUCCAAUGAUGGCACCAAGCUCUGGACAGGAGGGCUGGACAACACGGUCCGCUGCUGGGACCUGAGAGAGGGCCGGCAGCUGCAGCAGCACGACUUCACCUCACAGAUCUUCUCCCUGGGUUACUGUCCCACAGGCGAGUGGUUGGCUGUGGGGAUGGAGAGCAGCAACGUGGAAGUGCUGCAUGUCUCCAAACCCGACAAGUACCAGCUGCACCUCCACGAGAGCUGCGUUCUCUCCCUCAAGUUCGCAUACUGCGGAAAGUGGUUUGUCAGCACAGGAAAAGACAAUCUGUUGAACGCAUGGAGGACACCAUAUGGAGCGAGCAUUUUCCAGUCCAAGGAGUCCUCGUCUGUGCUGAGCUGCGACGUCUCCCCAGAUGACAAGUACAUCGUGACGGGCUCCGGGGACAAGAAGGCCACUGUGUACGAAGUGGUGUAUUAAAGAAUAAGAGGACAGGACGGACAGAGGCUUUUCGUUCUUUCUUUCCUUCUUUCUUUCUAUUUUUAUUUGUUGUUCUUUGUUGUGCAUCGACUCCACUUGAUUCUCAACGCCGCCAAAAACGUCGUCUUCAUCCUCUCGAACCAUCAGCCCUAAGAAACACUUCCCCGCUGCCCUCUCCUCCUCUUCUGCUGUAAUAUAAGCUGCUGCAGUUGUUCCCAGACGUCCCCCUUCCUCCACCUGGUCUAAGCUCGUCGAAUGAGGCACGAUGGCAGAGAGAGCGAGAGGCAGGAUGAGAAACGGCAAGAUAAGGAAGACAAAGGGGAGAGGGCGGUGGAGGGUAAAGAUAAAGUUGUGAGGAGAAAGAGAGGGGGAAAAACGAGUAGAUAGCGCAGAAGGAAGCGACGUUAAACGGGGGGUCGUGGGGUGGGGAGGUGGGGUAAUUAGGGCUGUUUCCUGAUUAAGAGUUCAGUGGAAGGGAGGCCCCCAGAGGAGGCGUGGAGCGGCACGGUGGGAGCGCCAGCCAGGAGCACUGAUACCACACAAUCGAUUCAUUAGCGAGACAGUGGAGGCCUUAAUGAGGCUGACGCUGCAGCUCCAUCCCCCCAGCGAGAGGUGUCAGGAGCCGGGGAACGAUGAUGCGGCGAGAUGCUUCGGAUUUCCACACAAAACCGACAUGAGAAUCCGCUCAAGACGCGCAGAGUACCAACACCCCUCCAACUCCAACUCCCACCACCGAUUGAGGUGAAUGUGAGACGGGGAGGAAAAACACACAACACGCCGAGCACCCAAUUAAACAUCCAUCCCAGCGCCCACCUCCCUCCCCUGUCUUCCUGCCUAAUAUCUAUUUUAUUUUGGUCUGACAAAGGCAGCAGCCUAAUGAGCAGGGGAGUCGAUGGGAUUCUCCCAGUGGCCCGGAGACACAAACAGAGAACAUCAGCCGAUCCGUUGCCUCUAAUUCCUCCGGAUUGUUCUCCUGACAUCCAAGCGCCGCCGCUCGCUCUCAUUUAAAAGCCCAGAUGAAGUAGCAGCACAACCAAGCUCACUGUGAGGCACAACUGGAGGGCAAAUGAACGCCACACGAUCACACCGUCAUCAUCAGCAGCUAACUAAGCAGUGACUAAUCUCAAUUCCUUUCCAAUUGUAUGCAACUAGUUGCUGUUUUUCAUCUCCAUCCCUGCUUACCUGCUCUGAUUAUUAAACCUUGUUAUGUAAGCCGCUGGCUAUCAUUGAAUUAGAAGGUAAACAUUUUGAACAUAAAUCCAAAUGAACGCGCCUCUCGUUUGUCUGUAAACUAAGUGUGAAGUUGGCCAAGUCCACUGACUGAAAACAGAGGGGUCUGCGCUGCUGCAUGUUAUCUGCGCACAGCACACCGUGUCCAGCUAAGAUCACCAAUUAAAACGCCCCAUCUUGCUUGUCUGAUCCUUGGAAAUGCCACAGUGUGAAAAUAAAUUGCCACUUUUUCUUUUUUUUUUCUUCCUCAAGCAGUGGCAUCGCAGGAAGUCUGCAGCUGUGCCCGAGCCAAAAAGCCUGGCACCAAAACGAUCUCCAGGCGUCGCUUUUUAAACUAAUCUGAGCUGCUGCUGAGCAAUGAAGCUGUGUGUGAAACUUUCUGCUUUGUCGCUCAUCAACUGUCGCAUAUUCACUAUUUUUUAAGACUAAAACUUUUUGUUCUGUACGCGCAAAGCUGAUCAAAUUCUGUCAUAUUUAAUAUGUGCAUUAAAGUCACAUUUACGUUUUACACAAAUAGACACCUGCGCCUAAAUCUCAGGUAAUGGGAAGUGUGUUUUUGAUGUUUUCAGUGGAAAAUGCAUUGUAAUCAACAUAAUCUGUCUUCAUAUCACAGACACUGAAGACGAGGACAAACAGCACCCUCCAUGUUUAUUGGCUCUCCUGGUAAAAGUGUAUAAAAAACAUUUAAAAAUGUGCCUUUUAUUGUAGUAUACUAAAAAAUUUUGAAAAAGU